CACACACACACACACACACACACACAGAGCGCCCAGAGUCCUGUUGGACAUAUCCAGUUUCAUGUUAAAACAGAGUUCAUUGUUCACUGAUGACAUUGAACACUGAAAUAAAACAGUGUGUCUCUUGUCUCCCCACCGUCUCUGAUUAUCUUCCACUUAUCUGGCGCAUUUUUAUUAAAGAGGCUGAAUAAGUGGGUUGUCUCAGCUGCUCCUGAUACCUCAGCAGGUGGGACGGGCCAAAGGAGUUCCCUUCAUGUUACCUACAUGAACAGUUGAAUUUCAGCACCGAGCGUGUGUGUGUGUGUGUAUGUAUGCAGAGACCGAAGAUGGUUUUUUUAACAACUAAAAUAAUGCAAAGGACUGCUCUCUUUGUGACAUUCGGUGGUUUAGUCACUUCUCUGAUUACCACCUUCAUUCCCCUGUGGAAGACUAUGAACUCUGACCUGAACGAGGUGGAGAACUGGUUCUCUGGCCUGUGGCACACCUGCCUCUACACAGAGGAGGUGGGAAUCCAGUGCAAGGCCUACGAGUCUGUCAUGGGACUCCCGCUGGACCUGCAGAUCUCCAGGGUGCUCAUGUCUGUGUCUAUAGGAACUGGAGGAUUGUCUGUGUUGGCUGCUUUCCCAGGUCUGGAAGGGGUUGAGAUGUGUGUCGGACAACCCGGCCGAAAGAGAGGGCUGCUCAUCCUCAGUGGGGUGUUGUCCUGGGUGUCGGGGCUCACAACACUGGCUCCUGUCUCUUUUAUUGCCUACACGACUGUGGUGGAAUUCUGGGACGAGGGUUUUCCUGAUGCAAUGCCGCGCUGGGAGUAUGGCGAGGCAAUGUUCUCUGGAUGGUUUGGAGGUUUAGCUCUGGUGAUUGGAGGGACCUUGUUCUUUGUAGCGGUGUGCAUGGGGGACUACGACCGGCAGCCACCAAGUUUCCACACCUGCCCAGAGCUAAAGCACAGGACAAAUCACUACCUGAAGACAGAGGUUUUAUAGACUUGUUACCAUCAGAUGCUUGUCUUCUGAACCUCAGCAUGUACUGCAAGCCUAUCAGCUUUUGCACUUGAGACUUUAAUUGACAUGACAUUUAUAUAAUAGUUGACACGAAUAACUAUGUCACAGACAAAAUGUUAAUGUGUUGAGUUGGUGAAUAAAUAAUUGAUUAAACUUAAAAUGUUCUAUU
Messenger RNA from Solea solea (common sole), 1170 nucleotides. RefSeq names its product claudin 26 (gene cldn26). Gene Ontology annotation, molecular function: structural molecule activity. The record is from RefSeq and is a predicted model, not a curated record. Gene Ontology annotation, cellular component: plasma membrane; bicellular tight junction. The transcript has a single exon. Gene Ontology annotation, biological process: cell adhesion; bicellular tight junction assembly. NCBI's taxonomy places the organism in Eukaryota, Metazoa, Chordata, Actinopteri, Pleuronectiformes, Soleidae. The coding region runs from base 312 to 983 and encodes 223 amino acids.